Molecule: messenger RNA, 1915 nt
Organism: Zea mays
Lineage: Eukaryota; Viridiplantae; Streptophyta; Magnoliopsida; Poales; Poaceae
Product: probable ADP-ribosylation factor GTPase-activating protein AGD6
Exons: 3
Coding region: 303-1667 (454 amino acids)
Biological process (GO): vesicle-mediated transport
Molecular function (GO): GTPase activator activity
Source: RefSeq, a predicted model, not a curated record
GCGCUGGGUCCAUAUUGUCGGUGUCAGAAGUGGGCCCAUGCUCGGUUCGGCCACGCCCCACCAGCCAGCCAGCCAGGGACCCGUCGCUGCCCUCUGGCGAUGAGGGAUAUUACGGGUCUGCCCUGACCACCGCCCACGCGCAGCCAGGGGUAGAAACGACCGCGUCACCGUAUUUGACCCCUCACCGUCCCACACCAGUGUCGGCGAGUCCCUCCUGUGCCUCGUCCUCCCCCUUUCCCCUCCGAGUCCAGCCCGGCGCCACCCACUCAGCCGCGGAUCCGAGGCGCAGAUCCGAUCCGGCGAUGGCGUCCACGGCGGCGAGGCGGCUGCGGGAGCUGCAGGCGCAGACGGGGAACAAGACCUGCGUGGACUGCGCGCAGCGGAACCCGCAGUGGGCGAGCGUCUCCUAUGGGGUGUUCAUGUGCCUCGAGUGCUCGGGCAAGCACCGGGGCCUCGGCGUGCACAUCAGCUUCGUGCGCUCGGUCACCAUGGACUCCUGGACCGAGGCGCAGCUCCGCAAGAUGGAGGCCGGUGGCAACGACCGACUCAACGCCUUCCUCACAGCUCGCGGCGUUCCUAAGGAGACGCCCCACGUCGCCAAGUACAACUCCAACGCCGCAGCCGCCUACCGCGACCGCAUCGCCGCGCUCGCUGAGGGAAAGCCGUGGACUGACCCGCCCGUGGUCAAGGAGACGCCCGGAUCUGGCGCCCCCGCCCCCGCUAGGAAGCCGCCCGUGCACACAUCUGCCGCCUCCGGCGGCGGCGGGUGGGACGACUGGGACGACGAUUUUCGGCCGGACAUGAGGCGGAAUCAGUCGGUUGGAUCGUUCGCCGCCGCGGGUGCGCAGUCAGGGAGGCAGCCGCCGAGGUCCAAAUCAACACAGGACAUGUACACGAGGCAGCAACUGGAGGCGUCGGCGGCAAAUAAGGAGGACUUUUUCGCCAGGAGGAUGGCGGAGAACGAGUCCAAGCCUGACGGGAUCCCGCCAUCCCAGGGCGGCAAGUACGUUGGGUUCGGAUCCAGCCCACCGCCGUCGGCUAACAGGAACGGCGGUGCUGCCCAGGGCGAUGUCAUGCAGGUUGUCUCUCAGGGAUUUGGACGCCUUUCAUUAGUUGCAGCAUCUGCUGCCCAGUCUGCUGCCAGUGCUGUCCAAGUUGGCACAAAAGAAAUCCAAUCAAAGAUGAGGGAUGGGGGCUAUGACCAGAAGGUGAAUGAAACUGUCAGUGUUGUUGCCAAUAAAACUGCAGAGAUUGGAAGCAGGACUUGGGGGAUCAUGAGAGGAGUUAUGGCGCUGGCCUCACAAAAGGUAGAGGAAUAUGCCAAGGAAGGAGGAGUGGGUGGCUGGGGAGAGGAUUGGCAACACAGCGAGCAGAAAAGUGAGCCUUACCAAAGGUUUGAGCAUGAGACCAACGGCAACAGUUGGAAUUCCUCCCAAAAUUCUUCAUCGAAGAACAAUUCCAGUUCUUGGGACGAUUGGGACGACCCAGGCAAGAAAGAUGAGCCUGCGAAACCGCACCAGAGCAGUGACUCCUGGGCUGGCUGGGAUGAUGGGAAGGAUGAUGGUUUUGAUAGCCCUAGUUACAACAAUCACAGCACCUCCAACAAGGGGAGCAACCAAAACGGGACAUCCGGUGGCACAUUUUGGACAGAAGGCGGCUUCCGCUGAAACCAGUCUCUUUUCCAUAGAGCUAUACUUUCAGAGUUGUUACAUGCCAGGAAACGUGAGGGUCCAGUGGUUGGUAUUAUUUGGGAUACUUAAACAGUCGGGUGAAAGGGUUUGUGUGUUUUGUACCAUGUCUACAACUGUUAUUAUAUCUAGUGAGAUAUAUUUCUGUGGUCAGAUGCCAUUCAACACUGCCCAAAUGACUAAGAAAUGUCGAUUUGAAACUGUAAUUUACUCGACUUUGUCGCAUA